AUGGAUUAGAAUAUAAUAUAAUUAACAAUAGAUUAGAAAACUAAAUUACAUUAAUUAACAUAAAGUGUUUAUAUAGAAGCAUAAAAAUUAUUGAGAGAUGAUUUAAUAUAAAAAUAUACAGAUUAAGCUCAUUUAAUUAGAUUAUUAAUAGCAAAAGAUUGGAAAUUAGAUGAGGCUUGGGAAUAAUGGAAUAGAUGGGUAGAAUGGAGAAAAUAAUAUAAAGCAGAUGAUAUUAAAAUUGAAGAAAUUAGAAAAGAACUUGAUAUGAAUAAAACAUUUUGGAAUGGAUAAGAUAAAUUAGGGAAUCCUUGUUUAGUUAUUAAGGCUAGAAGACAUUUCCCAGGAUAAAGUGAUCCUGAUACUCUUAUUAGAUAUAUGUUAUAUAUGAUUGAUAUUGGAAUAGAAAGAGCUGAAUAAGCAGGUACAGGUAAAAUAACUGUUAUUUGGGAUAGAGAAGGAGUUACAACUAAGAAUUUUGAUUCAUCUAUGUUUAAAAUAAUAAAAAGAAUGAUAACUCUUGUUUAAGACAAUUAUGCUGAAAGAUUACAUUAAGCAUAUAUACUUUAUCCAAAUUUUCUAUAUAAAACUGUAAUGACUAUUGUAAAACCUUUCUUAAGUGAAAGAACUAAAUAAAAAAUAAUAUUAUGUAAUGAAUUUAAAGAUCUAUAUCCAUAUUUUGGAGAUAAUUUUAUUAUUUCUGAUGGAAUUGGAGAUGAAUAAAUCUAAUAAUUAUAGGAUAAUUUAUAAGAUUAAUAACAGAUCUAGUCCUUUAUAUAAUAAUAAUUUUUGCAAUAAUGA
Paramecium pentaurelia is the source of this 798-nucleotide messenger RNA. The record is from the annotation of a GenBank genome assembly. Lineage: Eukaryota; Ciliophora; Oligohymenophorea; Peniculida; Parameciidae.